UGGAUAAGGAAAUCUUCACCAUGAUCACCGUGUUCGAUCUGCAGGGCCUGUGCGAGUACGAGCGGGUGGUGGAAAACGAUGCCAUCGCAUUGCUGCACCCAAUGAAGGUGUUCAUGCUAGGCCUCAAGUGGUUGAUUGCCGAGAUCGCCAUGAUGCUGUCCCGGUUUGACUUUUGGGUGCACGGUAUACCCAGUCCGGACUACUUUGGACAUGAGUACGAUGACUAUGACGAUACGCGCCCAUCCAAACCGAAAAAGAUACACGUGGCGAGAGGAGGAGUACUUCAACCGCCCGAAAGAGAUCAAGAAGGAGAUCGUUUACGAGCCGUGUGA
Messenger RNA from Anopheles merus, 332 nucleotides. RefSeq lists its product as uncharacterized. The coding region runs from base 21 to 332 and encodes 103 amino acids. The record is from RefSeq and is a predicted model, not a curated record. The transcript is spliced from 3 exons. Lineage: Eukaryota; Metazoa; Arthropoda; Insecta; Diptera; Culicidae.